GCAAAGGGUUAAUUCGCGGAAGUGGGUGCCUGCUGCUUUGCCUGCCUGUUUAGAAAUGGAGGCGCGCCGCAACUGCACCUCUAAGAACGAGAGGCUGGUCGGGCGAGGCGUGCCGGCGAGUCUGGAUCAGCGAUGAGUUUUUGUGCUUGCUCCUGCUUGUCCGUGUUGUGUCCGCGUGCGUGUGUGAGAGCCAUUGUUUUGCCUCCCGCUCCUCACAAGAGGUGGGCUGGGGAUCUUUUUUGCUGGCAUAAUGGGGCUCCUCGGAAGAUUCUUCCUGCUGUUGGGGCUCCUUUGCAGGAGUGGAGCUGCGGAGGACACCGCGGCAGGCCCUCUCCUUGAGCUUUCCUUGGGAAAGUAUAAGGAUGUAUUGCUAAAUGAAACCAUUCCAGCUGAAGCUGUGCUAAGGAAUAUUCCCAGCAAUGUGACUGUCAUUGUCUUCCAGAUCCACACCCAUCACAAGAAUGUGACCAUCUCCUUUGAUAAGAAACCAUCCACAAACAACUCGGGAACAGGGGUAGACAAAGGGCUGGUUUAUAUUCUUCGGCCGGAGCAGACUGUGUGUACCUGGUAUUUGCAAGCUGUGGAUGCCAAUCAAGUGUUCAGCACGGCAGUUUCUUUCUCUCAAACUGAAAGAGAUCCAAUUCCUGGAGGUUGCAACCUGGAAUUCAACUUGGAAAUUGACCCCAAUAUCUAUGUAGAGUAUAACUUGGCUGAGACGCACAUUAAAUUUGCCCCGGCAAAUCUGGGGUACAUGAGAGGUGCAAAUCCACCUUCAUGUGAUUCUACAACUAGUCACAACUCUAGACAGCGACUGUACUAUGAUAUCUAUCGGUAUUUCCUGCCAGAGAACGACCUGUCUGAAGUAACAUUUGUGAGCCACAUGAGGAAGAUGUCUGAUGUGCAACAUGUCAUAGCUAAUGGGGUUAAAGUGAUGACCUUGACUAACCAAGACAAAACAGACUUGUACUUUUCUUCACUCCCAGGGCAAGGAGUGAUAUACAAUGUCAUAGUGAGGGACCCACUGUGGAACACCUCAGCUGCAUAUGUGCCAGCUCACACCUAUGCAUGCAGCCUCUCCAAUUCGGUGAAUAACUGCUCCACUCUCAGAAAUCUUUCCACCAAAAUAUUUUUCACCUCGCUCGCUGUCCUUGGUCUCUUUAUCUGUUUCCUUGGGCACAGGUUCUGGAAAACAGAUCUGUUCUUUAUGGGCUUCAUCUCUGUGGCGUUUUUUUUCUUCAUAGCUGUUAGCAGAACUUCAUCUCUCAAUUAUGAUGUCAGUCUUGGCCUUACAGCAGUAGCUGGCGUUGUUGGAGGUCUCCUCUUGGUGGCUUGCUGGUGGCGAUUUGGCUUUGUCAUCCUGUGUAUGAUGAUUGUAGGACUAGUGCUGGGGUUCCUUGUUGCAUCUACAGUUUUCUUCACUCCCAUAGGAGACUAUAAGGUUUUCCAGGAUGAUGCUGUAUUCUGGCUGACCUUCUGUUGCAUUGUCUUGAUGGUCCCAGUAGUUUUUGUUGGCUGUCCCCGAGUUCUAAACAUCUUGACAUGUGGUAUAAUAGGAUCUUAUACCAUAGUCUUAGCUACAGCAUGUUACGUGUACAUAAGCCUUUCAUACAUCAGUAUAGACCUGCUCCGGAGGAUUCUAAAUGAAGACUUUAGGAGGACUUACACCAGCGUGCCCUUUCAGCCUAACGACCUCAUUGUCUUAGCUGUAUGGGCAAUGCUAGCAAUUGGAGGAAUAACAGUGCAGCUGCGCCGAGAAAGACAUGAGCCACCAUUCCCACCGCACCCCUAUCGGAUAUGGAAGCGUGAGAGAGAACGCAGAAUAACUAACAUCCUGGAUCCCAGUCAUCACGUCCCUCCCCUGAGAGAAAGAAUCCAUAGUAAGCUAUCCCAGAUCAAGGACCUCUUCCGAAAAGAGCAGCCAGCUGGGGAGAGAACACCACUACUCUUGUGAACUGACGUACAAUUGAAGUGUGGCUUGAGACUUUCAGGAGGAGGCAUCCUCUGCUGCUGAGGACUUCCUCUGUUAUCUUUCUCCUUCAACCAAAAUUGAACAGGCUAGAAAAAGAUCAGCAAUUGCCUACUAAGAAGCCCUAUGUUCUGCUUAGUGAUCUGGUUUCUGUGCUAAAGCAUGUAGGCACUUUCAUCUGGUUACAGUUUGUAACAAGAAUGGAGUACACAUUAUGUGCAAUGUGUUAAAUUAUUGGGGUGGGAAGGGGAGGAUGGAAGGUAGGUGAAUGUGCAACUUUUAAAGCUUCAGACCCUAAGAAAAAGAUGGUCACUUCAAGCACGUGCAUAGUUCUCUUAUUUUCAAAGACAGUAUGAAACACCACCCUUUUUAGCAUAGGUUUUCAUUGUGAGCCAAAUAUACAGAAUGUGGGGGAAAUUAGUUAAGGUUUGGCUACAAAUAGAACAGGCACUUGGUGGCCUUGGUGCUGUUGAAGACUUUGAUACAAAACUUUCUCACUGCUUGCCAAUGACAGCUCUAAGUUGUCAAGCUGUACUAAAAUGUUUUAAUUGAAGCAGGUUAAAUUGUGUCCACUACCUGUGUGUUGAAAAAAAUAGCUAUUUUCAUUUCAUAUUUCCAAGGGGAGGGGAAAAAAUACAUUUUAGGGUGUAAGUCUGUAGCAGGUUAAUUUGAUUUUAGUGUGUUUUGGUGCUACAGCUGAAAAAGAACAAGCAAUGGUCUCAUCUCUGGAAUUGAAGGGGGCUUUUUAUUAGGGAGGAACAACUAUAAAUUUGUCUAGCCUAUAUGUCAAAGUUUCUUUUCAUAUUAGACUACUGUUCUUGGCCAUGAAACUCCUUCUUUGUCCCUGACAUGUUUCCUCUAUGUACUUUUUAUAUUCAAAAAAGAUUAAACAGGUUUGCAGGCAUCUGGGUACUGUUGUAUGGCUGUCCUGGGCUACUAUUUUAUUUUGCAGUAUCCUGAACCAGGGAGAAUAAUAGACUCUGCUGCUCAAGGGGCCAAAACAGUGCCACACAUGUGGAUACUCCCAGGUUGAGGGCACAGGAUAGGGUGGGGGUGAUUCUUAAGGUUGCAUAUGAGCUGCUCUGCUCUGAGCAGAGAGGGUACAGUUUUGCCAAGACAGUAGCGAAAACGGAAGCACUUGAACAUCCUAUUUUCUUGCAUCAUCUUCCUGUCAGCUCUGAAUUUGGCAGCUUGUGUGCAGGUAUGUACUUCCUACCAGCCUAAUGUUGCACAGCUGGAUUUUGCCUGUUUGAUUACUGAUCAUGCAAUAUAAUCCCCCCUCUUGCCAGGUUAGAAGUUCAAAUCCAAAAAAAAGCGCGUAGGGAUUGUGUGAAUACUAUACUGAAGAGCCUUUUUUACUUUCAAUAGGUAAAGAAGUGACACAAAGCAGAACCACACAGUUACUAAUUGUAGGGGUAUUAAGGCAAGUGAUUGUAUUAAUGAAAGAAUACCCUGGCUUAUGUCAUAAUCUUUAAAUCUGUUCAUUCACUGGAAGAGGUAGUAUAUGGAGAAACCCUCAGGUUCAUUAGGAUUUUGAGAUCCAGUGUAUGGAUCAGAAUUCCCAUGCUUUUGGUGGGCAAAUAGGAAAAAAAAGCUAUCAGUUUCUUCAUUUCUACAAUAGCAAAAACUGCCUGCAGAUCCAAACACUUUUUUCAAAGUGUAGGAGUUCCAUUGUACAUUAUAGAAUCUGGUACUCUGGUGUGUCAUAUGUUUUAAGUGCAGACAGGCAGUAUUUAAGAUACAAUACUACGUCCUUUUCUAUUCAAAUACAGCCUAUCUGUGACAGGAUUCUGGUGCAUUCUGUGUUAAUGCUUUCUUGGGCUGACUCUGGAUUUCAGUAGUGGAGGAAGGCUUGUUGGCACAGUGCUCUGACUUCUUCCUCAGACUAGAAAGAUGCUGGAUUACAACACUUUAGAUGAGGAUAAUGCAUACAUCUAAAACUUGUCUAAUUCUGAACAUUAUGCUUAGUUUUAUUACAUCCCUAAAGCUCUCAUGUGGAAAGUCAGAGAUGCAGUGCAACGUUUAAAUAUUCAACAGGUAAGAUAUGCCCUUCUUCUUUCUUCUCCUGCUCUGGUAACUCACCCUUUCCCUGCCUGGUGUAACUAACAAGACCCUAAUGAUGGUGUAGCUGCCUUUUAUCUUAAUAUUCAUAUAUCACCCCAUUUCCAUAGGGGUAUUAUUCCCAUGUGUUAUGCUGUCUCAAGAAAUUUAAAGGAAAUUUAAAUGUGAACCUGCUGGUUCUAUCUCUGCAAAGCAACUAAGCAAGAACAAUGUUGUUUGACAUUCAUUUUGAAGAUCUGCAAGGCAUACUUGUGUCAAGUGGACCAAAAUAGUUGAACUUUGAACUGUUUUAAAUACAGAAAAGCCAACACUUAGAUUACAAGUGAUAAAAGAUGGAAAAGUCUAUAAUGCUCAGUAGCUAACCAGAGCUUAAUUUCAUUUCAGUGUUGAAAAAGAAUAGAUGUAACAUUGUAUUCCUUUUGUCAAGAAUGGCCCUAAUGUGUUGGCUCUCUGGCCAUUUUUUACUGCUGAGAUUGCCAUGUGCUCAAAUAGUAAACAUCUUAAUAUAAAAAUUAGCCAGGAUUACUUUGUUUUGGUAAUAACUUCCAUGAGUUACAAUGCCAAAACAUCUAACCCAUUUUCUAUCCCUUUUUAUAAUAAAAAUGUGCUUGCAGUUGAA
This is a messenger RNA of Varanus komodoensis (Komodo dragon), 4646 nucleotides long. It is a transcript of the gene TM7SF3, whose product is annotated as transmembrane 7 superfamily member 3. The coding region runs from base 251 to 1951 and encodes 566 amino acids. The record is from RefSeq and is a predicted model, not a curated record. The transcript has 12 exons. Lineage: Eukaryota; Metazoa; Chordata; Lepidosauria; Squamata; Varanidae.